Vicia faba (fava bean) is the source of this 1698-nucleotide messenger RNA. NCBI's taxonomy places the organism in Eukaryota, Viridiplantae, Streptophyta, Magnoliopsida, Fabales, Fabaceae. The record is from the annotation of a GenBank genome assembly.
AUGGAUAAGGAAGUUGCAAGUUCUGGUGGUGCUGCUGAUGAAAUGGAAUCUCAACUCAUUUCACAACCACAAAGGCAGAAGGGGGGUCUUAUCACCAUGCCUUUCAUCAUUGCAAAUGAGGCACUUGCAAGGAUGGCAAGCUUUGGAAUUUUGCCCAACAUGAUAGUGUAUUUGAUGGGAACUUACAAACUUUCUCUUGGAAAAGCUACCCAAGUACUCAUUUUAUCCUCUGCAGCCACCAAUUUCAUGCCAGUAGUUGGUGCUUUUGUUGCAGAUUCUUAUCUUGGCCGGUUCUUAGUUGUUGGAUUAGGUUCUACUUUUACUUUCCUGGGAAUGUCAAUUCUUUGGUUAACAACAAUGAUCCAUCCAGCCGAAGAUGGUAAAUCAGCAACACUAGGAGAAAUGGCAACUCUACUCUCUGCCUUAGGUCUCAUGUCUAUUGGAAAUGGAGGCCUUUCAUGCUCCUUGGCAUUUGGUGCAGAUCAAGUGAAUAGAAAAGAUGAUCCAAAUAACCAUACGUUCCUGGAAAUUUUCUUUAGUUGGUAUUAUGCUUUCACAAUUAUCUCUGUGAUAAUAGGUCUCACUGGAAUAGUAUAUAUCCAAGAUCAUCUUGGAUGGAAAAUUGGUUUUGGAGUUCCAGCAAUACUCAUGCUUUUGUCCACUCUCUUCUUCUUUCUUGCCUCUCCUCUUUAUGUAAAGAUUCGUAAAAGGACCAAUUUCUUCACUGGUUUUUCACAAGUAGUUUUUGCUUCCUAUAACAACAGAAAUAUUCUAUUGCCACCUAAAAACUCUAGUCAUUUUUACCAUCAGCCCAAUGACUCGGAUUCUUCUGUUGUUCCAACCGAUAAACUAAGGUUUUUCAAUAAAGCUUGUGUUAUUAAAGAUCAUGAACAAGACAAAGCUUGUGAUGGCUCCACAAUAAAUCCAUGGAGUUUGUGCACUGUAGAUCAAGUAGAAGAACUAAAAUCCAUUGUUAGAGUUAUUCCAUUAUGGUCAACAGGGAUCAUGAUGUCCCUUAACAUUGGAGGCUCAUUUGGAUUGUUGCAAGCCAAAUCAUUGAACAGACAUAUCACCUCACACUUCGAAGUACCAGCAGGAUCUUUCAGUGUUAUCCUUGUAGGUGCAGUAUUCAUAUGGAUAGUUAUCUACGACCGCGUUCUUAUUCCAUUAGCGUCAAAGAUACGAGGUAAACCAGUGAGGAUCAGCGCGAAAAAAAGAAUGGGAAUCGGGUUAUUCUUUUAUUUUCUCUACUUGGUAACUGCAGCGACUUUCGAGACUAUAAGGAGAAAGAAAGCAAUCAAUGAUAGUGAUGAAGGAGUUUCGAAAAUGUCUGCAAUGUGGCUUGCGCCGCAACUUUGCUUGGCUGGUAUAGCUGAAGCAUUCAAUUUAAUAGGCCAAAAUGAAUUUUAUUACACAGAGUUUCCAAGGACUAUGUCUAGUGUUGCUGUUUCACUUCCUGGAUUGGCAAUGGCUGCAGGAAAUUUGGUUUCUUCUUUUGUGUUUAGCACUAUAGAAAAUGUUACUUCAAGAGGAGGGAAAAAAGGGUGGAUUUGUGAUGAUAUUAAUGAAGGUCGUUUUGAUAAGUACUAUUGGGUUAUAGCUGGUGUUAGUGCUGUCAAUGUAGUCUAUUAUUUAGUAUGUAGUUGGGCUUAUGGACCUUCCGUUGAAGAGUUAAAUAAGGAUUAUAUAAUUGAUUAA